Molecule: messenger RNA, 3210 nt
Organism: Pieris brassicae (large cabbage white)
Lineage: Eukaryota; Metazoa; Arthropoda; Insecta; Lepidoptera; Pieridae
Product: transmembrane and ubiquitin-like domain-containing protein 1
Exons: 9
Coding region: 224-1384 (386 amino acids)
Molecular function (GO): protein binding
Source: RefSeq, a predicted model, not a curated record
AAAUUUAUAUGAAUAACUUACCUAUUUUACCCUGAUAACAAUUAAGUAUUAGGCGUAUUAAAAUUUCUCGUUAUAGGAAUAACAUCUCCAUAUCGCUGGCAGUUGCCUGCGUCUUAUCAUUAAAUAGUAUUAUGUUCUAUCACACUAGGUUCAUUUGAAACUUCCAAGAAGAUUGUGUUAACAUUAAAUGUCUUUGUGUUUGAGAGUUUAAAAAAAGAACAGAAUGUCUUUAAUAGCUGGAGUAGGAGAUGAAGUGAUACAGUUUAUGAUAACUGUAAUGGUGAUUGUUAUUGCAUCAUUGGCAUGGUGGUCUACAAACUCUCGACCUGAUAGGUACAGGACAGUAUUAUUAAUGAGAUCUCGCGUUACUCAUCCUGUAACUGUGAGCAUAAGAACUAGACCUCCUUUAUCCCGGACAAGAUCACAUACUCAUAUUACACCUUUUGCAUCAGAACCAUUAACCACCACAUCAACAUCCAACAGUAGCGAUGGAAAUCAUAUGAUUCCCAUACAAGAAAUGGAUAGUAUUGUGGAUGCAGACAUGGCUAUGUUAGACAAUAAUCGGUUACAUUUUUAUAGAGUUGUUGAUGCGACACCAAGUACAUCACAAAUAGCAGUUGAGACCAAUGUCACAGAGACUGAGACACAUGUGGAUUUGGAGCCAGCCAGUGAGGCCCAAAUAAGAGAAAUGGAUAGUAUAGUCAGUGCUAUGGAAGAAGACGUACCCUUGCAACAUGAAAGAAACACCACAGAAGCUCCCACAACUAGUACAAGUAAAGAGCCAAUUCCAAAUACAAGUAGUCCUGUGGAGGAGGCUGAGGGCACUUCCUCUGAAAGUGUGGAGAAUGACCAGUCUAACAAGAUCUCGAUAAAGUUAAAAUAUCUCAAUGACACACUUAAAGAAGUUGAGGGUAGUCUGGAUGAGCUACUUAAAGAUUUUAAAGGACGUCACUUUGCUGCGGAGUUAUCUUCUGAGAGUCGUGUGCGUCUAAUAUUCAACGGGCGCGUGUUAGUGGACGAAGCGGCAACUUUACGCGCGUGUGGGUUGCACCAUCAAGCUGUCGUUCAUGCUUUGAUACAUCCUAAGCGGAAUACACCUCCACAGGCAAACCCAACUGAGCCAGCAACGACAGGCCACGCUGUGAUGUCGGAGGCUCCGGCUGCUGAACGAAGCUGGGACCUCGAGAAUAUCCUGAUGACAUUAGUCAGCGUAGCGGUUACGGUCGUGUGGUUCUUCAGGUGCGAAUACUCGAACAUGUUCACGGUGAGUGCCAGUGUCGCUUUAUUCGGGCUGACGGUGUUCUACAGUAUUGCCAUAUUCGGCCUUUAUCUUUCCGACACAUUCCACUUCGAGCGACGCCCGCAUCAGCUGCCUAACAAUUGAGGAGAAUGCUUAACUAGGUUUUCAUUGAAAGGGUUUGUAUAGCUUUUUAAUUUGGGCAAUUUUACUAUUUUUUUAAUUUAUGCUUUUUUUAUAAGAUGCUUUGCUAAUCAAAAUGUCUAGUACUUGAGAUUUUAAUAUUACCAAAUCUAAAGCCAAACAUUAACAUUAUUUACUUUUUUUAACUAUUCAGUCUUAAACUUUUGUAUAAGUAAUUUCGGUACAUUUAUGUUUGGGGCCCUACAAAUUUCGGCCUACUCUUUUCGGUUAUAUGUAUAUUGCAAAAUUAACAAAUUGUGUUAUAAUAUUUAGACAAACUGUACACGUGAAAUCUCUGUUAUUUGGUUUUAUUGACUGAUAGAUACUUACAGUCGUACGCGGUGUUUAGUGUAAUUAUCUUUGAUUAUAAUUUAAGCAGUGCAAUUCAUAUGAAAUCGAUUGCCUGAUUGCAUAACCUUGAUGAUUGCUUCCCAUUGGAUUUAGUUUUGUUAAUCCUUUAUGUAACUAACUGUAACUGACUUUGGUGGUGGUGGAUUGGUGGACAAUAUAUAGUUCUAAAUAAUCAAAGCGAUUAAAGGAUAAUUUUUAUAAGGCAAAUAUAGUGGAAUCUCGAUAUAACGAAGACGUAGAGCCCGCUUUAAUUUCGUCAUUAUAUCCGGAGGUACUUACAGGCAAAGGUAAAGAGAUACACAUAUUCGGAUUAGAAAUACAGUCGCUACUCAGAAUAUCACUUUGUAACUGAGGGUUCAAUUUAACUCCCAAAAGGAUACGCUUACCUCACUACUAAACAUAGCAUUCAAGGGAUUUCGAUUUAACGUCGCUAUAGUUAAAUGGUCGCCAAAAUCAAGCUCGUAAUAAAUGAAAUCCACAGUUGAGGGAUAUUUGGCCUCAAUAUAUUAUAAAUUUGUAUAUCAUAUCUUAAAUUCAUAGAAUUUAUAACAAAGCAAAUAGUGAUAGUACUUGUAAUGUGUGGCUUAGACAUUUAAUAAGGACAUUACAAAUUUCUUGUAGAAAUAUCGAAAAUAAAUAUUGUACAUAUAUUAUUAACAUUUUUGAGAUUUGAAAUGUUUUGUGUGAGACAAUAGUUUUGUUGUAAAUUCUUUGGCUUUUUAUUAAGGCUUAGAGGUGCGGGAAUUACUUUGUUUUCAGUCUAAUAGUUAAAUUUAUUCUAGAAAUUGUAAAUUUAUAAUCUUAAUACAUCCCUAUAUUUUAUAUGUGGCGUUUCCAAAUGUAACAUUAUAUAACUUUAUUUUUUUCUGGAAUUAUGUCAUAGUUUUAUUAUUUAGUACAUAAUUUUUAUGUAAUUUAUUUCGUGUUUAAUUUGUAUAACGCAUAAUUUUUACCAACCUUAUUUUAUGAGUCAGUAGAUAGAUCAGUGUUAUUGAGAUUUUUUACUUUAUAAUUGUAGAUUUUUCGUAGUUUUUAACUAUAAAGUCUGAUUAUAGCGUGGGUAAAAUUAUAUCAGCGAUAAACUAAUAUAUGUACAUUUACUGGGCCCAUUAUAUAGAGUUGGUGGACGUCAAUUUUGCUCGAUUCACUACCAUUGUAAUUAAUUAUUUUGCACCGAAUAUUAAAUUGCGGUUAUUGUAUGUACUAUUUUAACAUAAGAUGUAAAUAUUUUAUUAAUUACCUUUUCAUUUCGGCGAUCGUUAAAGGCCGUCCAAAAGUAACAACAUUGCGAUGGUCUUAAUUUGUAAAUAUUUCAUAAGUUCUUGUACCUUACUUUCUCACUAAUAUACGGAAUUUUGUAUAAUUUAUCACCAUUUUAUGAGUUUCUCACGACUAUCAGCAUGUAUUGUUAUUUAAUUGUAAGAUAAAAGAAUCUAAGG